AUGGCAUCUCCAAUUUUGCUUAGAACUUGGUUUAGCAACAAUAUUACUGGCCUUCCAUUUACAAAUUUUUUUUCCGGUUAUCGAAAAUCAAAAACAAAAAUGAUUAAACUAUGCAACGCAAUUGAAAACUUACUGAACAACGGAAUUCUUCAAAAAGGUAUUGGCGACGACCGACAUAUUGUGACAGCCAGAAAGGAAACUUAUUUGAAAACACUACCGUCGAUUAUUCGUCAAGAUGAAACGAUGAAAAGUUUUAUGGAAUCAUUGAAUAUUGACAUAAAUGAAUGUGAACAUCGUUACAUGUCAUCGCCAUUACCUGAAGAUCUCAAAUUAACUGAUUAUGCAGUUGAUUUCAUUUUAUCAAACGAUAGCUUCAUUGAAAUUUCUCACUUGUUCAAUGAUUCUCGCAUUGAAAAACGAAUGGAAGAACGACAAUUACCAUACAGAAUGAUGUUCGGACGAAAACAAUACUACAUCGCACCAUCUUCACCGGUUAUUGAUCGAGGUGGGCAAUUUUGA
Messenger RNA from Rotaria sp. Silwood2, 519 nucleotides. The record is from the annotation of a GenBank genome assembly. Lineage: Eukaryota; Metazoa; Rotifera; Eurotatoria; Philodinida; Philodinidae.